Molecule: messenger RNA, 937 nt
Organism: Pungitius pungitius (ninespine stickleback)
Lineage: Eukaryota; Metazoa; Chordata; Actinopteri; Perciformes; Gasterosteidae
Product: calcium and integrin-binding protein 1-like
Exons: 7
Coding region: 68-637 (189 amino acids)
Molecular function (GO): calcium ion binding; magnesium ion binding
Source: RefSeq, a predicted model, not a curated record
CGAUCCCGGAAGUGAGCAGAGUGGAACAUAUAGAGAACUCUUCAAAACAACCAAAGUACAUUUCAAAAUGGGCACCACGGCCAGUCAACUUGGGAAGGAUUUGCUCUCAGAAUAUCAAGAGCUGACUUUCUUGACAAAACAAGAAAUUCUUCUUGCUCACAAGAGAUUCACUGAACUGCUCACUAAAGAUGAGAAAGACCAGCUCAAUGCAAGAGUUCCAAUGGAGCGGAUUCUCACUCUGCCGGAGCUCAAGUCCAACCCCUUCAGGAGGAGAAUCUGCUAUGUAUUCUCAACAUCUGAUUGCAAAAAUGGAAGCCUCACUUUUGAGGACUUUCUGGAUCUCUUGAGUGCCUUCAGCGACUCUGCUACCAUGGAAAUCAAAUCCCACUAUGCAUUCCGUAUAUUUGACUUUGAUGAUGAUGGAACUCUUGACUAUGGUGAUUUGGAGAACUUGGUCAACUGUCUGACUGGUGAGACGGACGAGACAAGACUGACCCCAGAGGAAAUGAGACAGCUCAUCAGCAAUAUUCUUGAAGAGUCCGACAUUGACAAGGAUGGAACCGUAAACCUCUCAGAGUUUCAGCACGUCAUUUCAAGGUCUCCAGAUUUUGUCAGUUCUUUUAAGAUUGUGCUGUGAAAACGUCCAUUGGCCUUUGGAAAGACCUCUACUUUUAACCCUUGUGGUAUUUAAUUUUCAAUUACAACAGUUUUAGGGAUUUCCCUACAAGUAUAGUUAUCUGGAGAUUUUAUUGCCUUAACUGUUUGAUGCAUUCUUUGUGAAAUAUAUAACCUGUGAUUUAUUCAUUUUUUUCUAGAGAGAAACAUUUUAAUACCUCCAAAGUGCUCAUUUAUGCAGUUGAUUGUUUUAAGAUAAACAAAAAGGAGCUUGUAUAUCACUAAAUAAAUAAAAACUCAAUUCAGUCUUUUGCUGUUACUA